Messenger RNA from Dovyalis caffra, 927 nucleotides. NCBI's taxonomy places the organism in Eukaryota, Viridiplantae, Streptophyta, Magnoliopsida, Malpighiales, Salicaceae. The record is from the annotation of a GenBank genome assembly.
AUGACCAAAUACGAACGGUCUUUCUCUCAGCGAAUGGCUAUGGCUGGACUCGAGCCUCACCACCGUAUAGGAGUAUCAGGUGGCCCUGAUAGCAUAGCACUCUGUGUCCUAACUGCUGGUUGGAAAACUGAUGGUGCUAAUGCUAAUGCUGUUGGCAAAAGUGAUGAUGGUUUUAUUGAUGGGGUUUUGGGGAUAAUUGUUGAUCAUGGGCUACGAGCAGAGAGCAAUGAGGAAGCACAAAUUGUUUCUAGUCGAGUUUCUGAAAUGGGAAUCAGAUGUGAGAUUGCAAAGUGUAGUUGGUUGGAUGGGAAGCCUAAACAAGGUCACUUGCAAGAAGAGGCUCGGGAAAUGAGACUAUCUCGGAAUAGUGGUGUGCUUGGACUUGCUGGCAUGGCAUUUACUUCUCAAAUGUUCUCCAAAAGCACCCAUUUUUACUGUGAAGGUUCCAAGAAUAAAGGGAUCCUAAUAGUGAGACCGCUCUUGCAUUUUUCUAAAGAAGAUAUGUACAAGAUAUGCCAAGUGUCUGACCAGGACUGGGUGGAAGACCCUUCAAAUCGAAGCACUUUAUAUGCUCGGAAUAGGAUUCGAAUGUCAUUAGGAAAUCUGUCAUCACAUAUCUUCCAGUCUGAACUACAAGGUGUCAUUUCUGCCUGUCGAAGAACACGUGCAUAUGUUGACAAAAUUUGUUAUAAUUUGAUAAAUCAGGCUGUGACCAUUGUAGAUCAUGGGUAUGCCAUCCUUGAUUUAGAGAUUCUUAAUCCAUCAGAAGUUGCGGAUAUAUGCCUGUCAAAGUUUGUUGCAUUAAUCUUGCAGUAUGUUUCUCAAAGGAACAGGCCAGUUAGAGGAAGUACUUCAAAAUUGUUGUUACACUACAUUCGGACUGUCCCAUGCAAGAAGUACUGGUCUUUUCUUUUAUAUUUUUUGUAA